CAACAAGCAAAGGGCCUGUCUGAUAUUGCAUAUCAAAACAAACCUUCGGAAGUGGAGGAGAACGUGUUGAAGUUAAUUAAGAAAAGGCCUAGAAAAUAGUUACACCAAUAAAAACAGAAAAAAGGCUCGUGGGAGAACAUGUCGCAUAACAGUUUUGUCUUCACCUCCACGGCAUUGCGCUCUUUUCGGCUAGAAGAGGACCUGCUGGAGAGGCAGAAACUCAAAAAAAGACUCACAGCCCCACUGGUUAACGGCUAUCUCCUGAGAAAGGAGGGCAGACAACAGGAGAAGACAGGCCCAACAGAACCACCAACAGUAUGCCGUGAUCUGGUGGUCCAUAAUGCACUUUUCACAGGGGAUCUGGAGACCCUACAGCAGCUCUUUCCCAAAGGAAGUUCAGUGAACUUCAUAAUUGAGUCACGGGGGGAGGACCUGCGCUGGGUCAGCAGGAAUCUUGGUAUUUGGUCUCUGACAUAUGAGCAGGAGUUGACAACACCGUUGCACAUCACCGCAGGCCGUGGAUACACCGAGUGUCUUAAGCAUCUACUGAUGAGAGGCGCCGAAGUGGACAUGGCCCCAGGAGGGAAGACUGCCCUACACGAAGCAUGUGAAAACAGCACUACCGAGUGUGCCAGGCUGCUACUAGCAUACGGAGGCAGUGCUAACAGUGUUACUGAGGAUGGCUUUAUGCCUCUCCACCUGUGUACCGACCCAGAGUCCCUCCAGUGUGCCAAACUCCUGCUUCAGUUUGGGGCCUCUGUUAAUGGACGAAGCCUGGAGGAAGAUGACACUCCCCUGCACCUGGCGGCUCGUUAUGGCCUUCCUGGGCACAUAGACUUGUACUUAAGAUACGGAGCAGCCAUUGAGAGAAAAAACAAGGAGGGGCAAACACCACUCAACGCAGCUUGCUCACAGCCGCAGAGCGCUAGCGAGCUGGAGCAAUACUACGAAGUCUGCAAGCUGCUGGUCAGUGCAGGGGCUGACAUUCAUACCUGUGACCAGGAUCGGCAGACCCCUUUGCACAUGGCCUGCAAGUAUGCCAACCCCAGUGUGGUGGACCUGCUGCUGCAGAACAGGGCCAAUGUCAACAUCAUGAGCUACAGUGGCAAUGCACCCAUGCACAACAUUCUGAAAGGUGUGGCCUACAAACUGGACCACCAUCCAGAGCGCAUUGUCCGUUCACUUCUUAAUUAUGGCUCUAUCCGUGUUUGGCCUGGGGCACUUCCUAAGGUUCUCAAAUACUGCUGUACUUCUCCAAAAACCAUUGAGGUCCUGCUAAAUACCUAUGACCGCCUCAAAAUCACAGACUCAUGGACUGAGGCUGUUCCUCCUGAAGUUUUUGAGGAACAUUCUUACUUUUAUGAGUCUCUGUUUUCCCUGGCCAAUACACCUCGCUCUCUUCAGCAUUUGGCACGGUGCAAGUUGAGGAACCUUCUGGAGAAGAAGCUGCGCCUGGUGGUCUCCGAACUUGGCCUUCCCACUUUCUUACAGAACUACCUACUGCUGGAUUUCAGGGGUUAUCUUCAUUGAGAACCUAUUGCAACAAUUCCCUUAAAGCACACAAGUACUUGCCAUAGAAAUGUCACUCCUACAUAUGUGUGGUGCAGUAGCCACAUAAUACUUUUAGAUUCUGCAAUAUUGUAAAUACUCAGCUAAGGUAUGUUUAUAGCAAUUAUCGUAACUAAAUAACCAUAAUAAGUGUACAGAUACCUUCAUAUCUUGAUGAACCUUUAGCACUUAAUGCUGACUGCUGUUAUGAAUCAAUUUAAAAAUGAUUUUCUUUGGAAAUAUGAGUAGUUAAUAUAAAGUUCGUGAUAUUGAGAUUAUGCUGUGUUUUGGAUCUUAAAAGGCUUUUUAGUCUUGCUAAAAGAUUGACUUGAAGGCUAUAAGAGCUCUUCUGUGGGAGGAUCUGUGAUCUCUUGGUGGAAACUGGGUAGCUUUAGGUCUACAAGGAAAUGAAUGAACUGCAGAUGUAUUUGUAUCAGCUUUUAUUAAAAAAAAGGCUAAAUUUUCCCUCUUGAAAGGGUCGGUUCUAUAAAAUCAUGAUGGACCCCAAUGCAUAAUUCAGAUUUUUUUUCUUUUUGAUUUUUAAUUUUAAAAAUAAUAAUUGAAGGAGCUGUUUUGAAGUUAAAUAAAUUUCUGCAUGAUUUUGUUCCAUAUUUGCAAUUUUUUCUUACAUUGUCUAGUCCAUUUUAAUUUAGUUUCAUAAAUUGCUUCUGAU
Molecule: messenger RNA, 2221 nt
Organism: Lepisosteus oculatus (spotted gar)
Lineage: Eukaryota; Metazoa; Chordata; Actinopteri; Semionotiformes; Lepisosteidae
Gene: asb10
Product: ankyrin repeat and SOCS box containing 10
Biological process (GO): intracellular signal transduction
Cellular component (GO): cytoplasm
Molecular function (GO): protein binding
Source: RefSeq, a predicted model, not a curated record